AGGAAGCCUUCCAAAGACUAUAUCAAGUAAAAGGCACUCGACGAAAAUCCGUCACUUUUGGGCGGGAAACAAAUCUCAUCUGCGGUGAAAACUAUGUUUCCAUUAUUAUUUUUGGUGUUCGUAGUGGCUGUAAAGGUUUUCAAGAAGACCACCCCAAAUGGCAAGGUCACCGUUUAUCUAGGUAAACGAGACUUCAUCGAUCAUCUUGAAAAUGUGGAUCCCAUUGACGGAAUUGUCGUCGUCGAAAAUGACUAUCUUCAGGGCAGAAAAAUCUUCGGACAGAUAACGACGACCUAUCGAUAUGGACGAGAAGAGGAUGAAGUUAUGGGAGUCAAGUUCAGCAAGGAGUUGGUGCUCAACAAGGAGCAAAUUGUGCCAAUGAGGAAAGAGAAGCAGGAGACGACGGCGAUUCAGAAUCGACUUCUGAGAAAGUUGGGACCAAACGCGUAUCCAUUCUUGUUCCAAUUCCCAUCGAGUUCCCCGAGCUCCGUGACACUCCAACCUGGCGACGACGAUCAAGGCAAACCCCUCGGUGUCGAAUAUGUCGUUAAAGUUUACGUCGCUGAAAAUGAGGAAGACAAGGGACACAAACGAUCGAUGGUCGCGCUCGCAAUAAAGAAAUUGCAGUACGCACCACCAACACGUGGACGAAGACUUCCGAGCUCACUUGUCUCCAAGGGUUUCACAUUCUCGCAGGGCAAAUUGAAUUUGGAAGUGACAUUGGACCGGGAAAUUUACUAUCAUGGUGAAAAAGUCGCUGCCAAUGUUAUUAUCACUAAUAAUUCACGCAAGACGGUUAAAAAUAUUAAAAUGUUUGUGGUUCAACAUUGUGAAGUGACGAUGGUCAAUGCUCAAUUUUCACGUCACGUCGCGAGCUUGGAAACCAGAGAAGGAUGUCCAAUAACACCUGGUGCAUCGUUCUCGAAGCAAUUCUUCCUCGUCCCAUUGGCCAGCAGCAACAAGGAUCGUCGUGGAAUUGCUCUUGACGGUCAUCUCAAGGACGACGACGUGAAUCUCGCAUCAUCAACAUUGGUCGCUGAGGGAAAAUGUCCAGGAGACGCUAUGGGAAUUGUCAUUUCCUAUUCAAUUCGUGUGAAAUUAAAUUGCGGUACUUUAGGCGGAGAAUUGAUCACCGACGUCCCAUUUAAAUUAAUGCAUCCCGCUCCAGGAACUGUCGAGAAGGAACAGGCGACAAUGAAGAAGAGCAAAAGUAUUGAUCGCGGUCGAUACGAAAGUUCUUGUUACGCAAACGACGACGACGACAAUAUCGUCUUUGAAGAUUUUGCCCGACUUCGUCUAAAUGAACCCGAAUAAGUAAAUUCAAAACAGUAGGAAUCCAAAAAAAGGCUGAACAUCUCUCUCUUUUCUCUCUCUCAAAGGAAUACAUACAUCGGUUCAAAACCAAUUUGCAACCUCUACAUCCUCUCUUAAAAUGAAAGAAAAAACCAAAAAACCAAAAAAAAAAACAAGAAAUAAUAAUGAACGUUUUUUUCUUUUCAAUAUCCCAGAUGUGAUUUUUCUUUUUUAAUUUCAUCGCGAUUUUUCUAUUUUGCAAAUGUUUUUUCUAUUUAGAAAAAAAAUACAUAUUUGCAAAUAUAAAAAAAUUAACAAAAAAAGAAUAUUAAAAAAAUAAUGAUAAAAAAAUAGAAAAAAUAUCAAAAGAAAAAAACUUGUCGAAAUUUCCGCUCGAUUGUGGUGGUCGAACGGAAAUUUAUCUAGACAAAAAAAGAAUACAUAUAUAUAUUUAUUACUUUAACUCUUUCUCUUUCGUUGUAUUUUAAUACGAUAAGAAAAAAGAAAGAAAAUUUCCCGCUUAACCAGAAGUGACGUCUAUAUAUAGAUAAUUUUAAUAAAUAAAAUUUUAAUUGUAUAAAAAUAAUAAAUGAGAAAGUAAUCGUCAAUGAGAGAUUCUCUAUAAAAUGUGAAGAAAGAAAUAAUUUAAGAGAAGAAUGAAAAAAAUCUGUAUAUCGUUGACUUAUUUAUUAUUAAUAAUUCUAUAUUUAUGUAAACUUAGAAAAUAAAGUUGAUGAAAUUCUUUCA
This is a messenger RNA of Leptopilina heterotoma, 2040 nucleotides long. It is a transcript of the gene Arr2, whose product is annotated as arrestin homolog. The transcript is spliced from 7 exons. Gene Ontology annotation, biological process: G protein-coupled receptor internalization; signal transduction. Gene Ontology annotation, cellular component: cytoplasm. Bases 94 to 1314 code for a protein of 406 amino acids. The record is from RefSeq and is a predicted model, not a curated record. Gene Ontology annotation, molecular function: G protein-coupled receptor binding. Lineage: Eukaryota; Metazoa; Arthropoda; Insecta; Hymenoptera; Figitidae.